This is a messenger RNA of Bipolaris oryzae ATCC 44560, 1065 nucleotides long. RefSeq lists its product as uncharacterized. NCBI's taxonomy places the organism in Eukaryota, Fungi, Ascomycota, Dothideomycetes, Pleosporales, Pleosporaceae. The coding region runs from base 1 to 1065 and encodes 354 amino acids. The transcript is spliced from 2 exons. Gene Ontology annotation, molecular function: protein binding. Gene Ontology annotation, cellular component: cytosol; peroxisomal matrix. Gene Ontology annotation, biological process: protein import into peroxisome matrix. The record is from RefSeq and is a predicted model, not a curated record.
AUGCUUGAGUUCCGCACCCAGGGCUUCAACGGCUACUCGGUCAAGUACAGCCCAUUCUUUGAUUCGCGCAUCGCAGUCGCCACGUCUGCGAACUUUGGGCUGGUGGGGAAUGGACGGCUGUAUAUUCUUGGUUUGACAGCUAACGGCAUAGUCGCUGAGAAAUGGUUCGACACCCAAGACUCCCUCUUCGACAGCACCUGGUCCGAAUCGCACGAAAACCAACUCCUAACUGCCGGCGGCGACGGCUCCGUCAAACUCUUCGACAUCAAUGUCCCCACGUACCCCAUCGCCUCAUGGCAAGAGCACGCGCGCGAAGUCUUCGCCGUCCACUGGAACCUCGUCGCAAAAGACACCUUCCUCUCAUCCUCCUGGGACGGCACAAUCAAAAUCUGGAACCCCAAUGCCAACGCCAGCAUCACCACGCUACCCACACAUUCCUGCACGUAUUCCGCGGCGUUUAGCCCGCACAAUCCCAGUGUACUCAGCAGCGUGAGUUCAGAUAGCCAUUUACGAGUAUUCGACCUGCGCACCCCGGCGAGUGCGAGUAACCAUCUCACAAUGAGUCUGCCAAUCCACCAGCCGCCCAAGGCGCGCAUGGGGACUGCAGCGUCCGUCGGCAUUGCGCCCGCAGAAGCACUAACGCACGACUGGAAUAAGUACCGCGACACGAUUGUUGCAACGGCGGGCGUCGAUCGCGUUAUCCGCACGUUUGAUAUUCGCAUGCCGCAGCAAGGCCCCAUUGCCGUGCUGCCUGGACACGAGUAUGCGGUUAGGAGGUUGAGUUGGAGUCCCCAUCUCUCGGAUAUACUGCUCAGUGCUAGUUACGACAUGACGUGUCGGGUGUGGACGGAUGGUAGCGCCAUGGGUGUGGGGAGUGUCAAGCAGGAGAAUAUGCUUGAGGACCCCAUGUUUUAUGGGGGAGGCAGGGAGAUGGGGAGGAUGGGGCGACACACGGAGUUUGUGACUGGGGUGGAUUGGUGUUUGUUUGGGGCGGAGGGUUGGUGUGCGAGUACCGGGUGGGAUGAGAGAGUGCUUGUGUGGGAUUGUAGAGCUGUUAUGCAAUAA